CCAUUUCUCAACCCAGAGCCUUCGGGGCAUAAUAUCAUCUAAUAAAACGAGGCAACCGCCCCAAGAGCUCUGCAAUUACAAAAGUAUUUACCUUCCAAAUUUAUAAUUUUAUAGCUCAAAUAUUCAAGAUCAAGAUGACUUACGGUUAUGAUAAUGGCUCCGCCGCAGAUGGUGCGGCUAGGAAGAAGAAGUUCGCGAUCAUCGGUGUUUCAUCAAUCAUCCUCGUGGCCAUGGUGGUUGCGGUGGCCGUCGGUGUCAACGACGGCAAAGAGAAAACCGUCGGUGCUGCUGGUGGUUCCGCUGCUGGUGAUAUUUCCACGUCGACAAAAUCCAUUGACUCUAUUUGCCAACCAACCGAUUACAAACAAACCUGCAAGGACAGUCUGACAAAGGCCGCCGGUAACACCAGCGACCCACAUAAGCUGGUUCAGGCCGGUUUUGAGGUGGCCAUUGAUUCCCUUAAAGUCGCCAUCGCUAAUUCUUCUACGUUGAAGGAGGUGGCCAAGGAUCCCAUGGCUAAACAAGCUCUUGACAGUUGUAAGGAGUUGAUGGACACCGCUAUCAGCGAUCUCAAGACUUCAUUCCAACAGGUUGGAGACUUUGAGAUCAGCAAAAUGGAUGAGUACGUUGCCAACCUCAAAAUCUGGCUCAGCGCCACCAUCACCUAUCAGCAAACUUGUUUAGACGGAUUCGAGAACACCACCGGACCGGCGGGACAGAAAAUGAAGGACAUUCUGAAAACAUCUAGUCAGCUUACAAGCAAUGGACUCGCCAUGGUUAGUGGGCUGUCCUCAAUUCUUCAGGAUUUGGAUCUGUCAGGAUUGACCGGUCGCAAGCUUUUAGAGCAGGGCGAUGAUCUUUUCCCAGUAUGGCUUUCUCCGGCUAAGAAGAGACUCCUUGCUCAGACUCCGGCAACAUUGAAGCCUAACAUCAUUGUUGCUAAAGACGGAAGUGGACAGUUCAAAACUAUUAAUGAGGCAAUCAAGAAGACUGCCAAGAGCUCGCCAACAACGUUUGUUAUCUACGUUAAGGCAGGAGUGUACAAGGAGAGUGUCACCAUCUCAAGGGCCAUGACCAAUAUCUUGUUGAUCGGUGACGGUCCUACAAAGACCAAGAUCACCGGAGACCUCAGCUUUGCCGGUGGAAUCACCACUAUUAAAACAGCAACAGUCUCAAUCAGUGGAAGCAAUUUCAUGGCAAAGGACAUCGGAUUCGAGAACACAGCCGGACCCGAAGGACAUCAAGCCGUGGCACUGAGAGUACAAUCUGACAUGUCUGUCUUCUACAACUGUCAAAUCGAUGGGUUCCAAGAUACACUCUACGCCCACACUUACCGUCAAUUCUACCGUGACUGCUCCAUCAGCGGCACCAUAGACAUCAUCAUCGGUGACGCCGCCGCAGUUUUCCAGAACUGCAAGAUUGUAGUAAGGAAGCCACUAGAAGACCAAAGAUGUUUCGUCGCAGCUCAGGGAAGGAACGACACCCGUCAACCAACAGGAUUCGUCCUUCAAAACUGCACCAUCUCCGGCGCCAAAGAUUACUUGCCCGUCAAGGUUGACAACCCAGCUUUCUUGGGCCGUCCAUGGAAGGAAUUCUCAAGGACCAUCGUCAUGCAGUCACAAAUCGACGAUAUAAUCGACCCCACCGGAUGGGCACCGUGGAUGGGCACCUAUGGAAUCAACACCUGCUCAUUUUCUGAGUUUGGAAACAGAGGACCUGGUGCUAAGUUGAACGGAAGAGUGACGUGGAAGGGCAUUGUGAAGAUCAAUGCACAAGAUGCCGAGAAUUUCACCCCCGGCAAGUUCCUACAGGGAGAUAAGUGGAUUCCGGCCAAGGGAGUUCCUUACUCCGGUGGGAUGUUGAAAGUGUAAGAGAAGAAAAAGGAAGAACACAACACAAAGAUUGACUUGUAAUAUCUUUUGCGGUAACUAGUUGCUGAUUAUAUAUGCAUGCAUGCAACUUAUAGAAUAAUUAAAGGAAAAAAAAAUCUUAUUUUAUGUCUUAAUUUUUACUAAUUUAUAUAGUCAUGUUUUAUAGAAGAGUUUUGGUUUCGCCAAAUUUAUAUUUCUUGUUUACGAGAAAUAUUUAAAUGAAUAAAGUUGUCUUUCCAAAUUGUUAA
Messenger RNA from Mercurialis annua (annual mercury), 2119 nucleotides. RefSeq names its product putative pectinesterase/pectinesterase inhibitor 28. Gene Ontology annotation, molecular function: pectinesterase activity; pectinesterase inhibitor activity. Bases 135 to 1871 code for a protein of 578 amino acids. The record is from RefSeq and is a predicted model, not a curated record. The transcript has 2 exons. NCBI's taxonomy places the organism in Eukaryota, Viridiplantae, Streptophyta, Magnoliopsida, Malpighiales, Euphorbiaceae. Gene Ontology annotation, biological process: cell wall modification.